Molecule: messenger RNA, 1821 nt
Organism: Panicum virgatum (switchgrass)
Lineage: Eukaryota; Viridiplantae; Streptophyta; Magnoliopsida; Poales; Poaceae
Exons: 2
Coding region: 1-1821 (606 amino acids)
Source: RefSeq, a predicted model, not a curated record
AUGGAUGCUGUCACACCUGAAAGGUGCAACCCUGAAACAAUGGAAGGGUACACUUACUUGGUCUAUGGAGAGGCAAAGAGAAACAAAAAGGCAGGCCAUAGCUUGUACAACCUGAGGUCACUGAUAACCUUGGACAAGGUUUGGCGACAUGGUCACCCACUACUGCGCUGCAUCAACAAGCAGGGGAACAACAUGAAGGACAUGUGCCUGGCCGUCGCAUUGUCUCGGCUUCGCAGAUGUAGACUGGAAGGAGCAACACUACAUGCAGGAUCGUCGGUUUCGACAACCCGGAAGCUCAUAUACUCACAGAUCCUCACUAAUGCCGCUGAGGGGGUCCCCGCUGAUAAUGCUGAGAAGGUCCUGGUCAAGAAUGCUGAGAAGGCGUUUGAAACGCUGGGAAUGGAGCUUUCCUUCCUCAAUGAUUGCCUCCACACUAGUUUCCCCAUGGUCUUUUGUGAAGGGUCGCUUCUCUCACUCACCUUCACUCUCCUACAGUCAGUCAUCAGGUACAGCACGGCUUUGUGGCUUAUCAUAGAUGUUGAUCAUCGAUUGGAGAGAAAAAAUACGGUACAUGAACCAUAUCUCGAUUAUAGUUUUACUGCAAUGGCCAUAGCUUGUGUCAUGGGCGUCGAUAUAUUUGAAGUCAUAAUGUACAUCCUAUCAGACUGGACAACCUUGCUGUGUAUAUGCAAGUAUGUGAAUGGCAGUACAAUAUUUAGACACUUCAUCUUUUCAUGGGGAAGAAAUAUCUUCAACAGUCACCGAAACCCAUGUCUUCGAACUCGUACAGGCCAAUACAUCUAUGUGCAGUCAUUGAGCUACAUUCCUUGGAAGUGGAAACUGCUGCACACACUCAGUAUGGGAGUGGUUGCAAGUAAGGGUGAUGGCACGAAGCUCAGCGACGCCAUCAAGCUUCCGGAGACGGUGAAGGCAAGAGUUUUCGAGGCACUAUGCAGUCUCAGUUCCAGAAGCUUCGAGGGCCAUCAUCUGCCAGCAGCAGACCUCAUGCCGCUGUGUGCAACUGAGCAGCAGGCAAAUCAUCAGCAUUAUUGGCAUGAAUGCCUUCAGCUACCAACAUGCUCUCAAGUCGUUCUUGUAUGGCACAUUGCAACCAGCUUCUGUGAGAUGAAGCUCGCCCAAGACUGGGGAAUGGACUUAAAAAACAAACAAGAGCUCCUUAUAGUAGAUGAGAAGUCUCUUGAUGGUGACCUCAAAACUAACUAUGAAGUAGCAAACAGUUUGUCUCGGUACUGCGCAUACCUUCUUGUCGCCAGGCCGGAUCUGCUGCCUGACACCAUUCUGGUGCCCAAGGUGAUCUUACAAAAGGCUGUUUCACAAGCUCAUAGAAUGCUCAGAGACUGCAAUUCUGUGCACAGCAUGUACAAGCUCCUUGCUGUAGCGCAGGAUGAACCCUCCGUACAAGACAGGCAGGAUAGAAAACUGAGCAUAGAUGUAGUGCAGCGAGGUAUGGGUCAACCUGCUUGCGCACAUCGCCCCAGCUCCAACGCAAAAGCACACGCCAAGUACUUGGAGUUUGGAGGCGAGUUCGUGACCCUCGUCUGGGCGCUCUUCUGCCACUGUGGCAUCGAGAGGAGCCAACUAUGGCAGGAGAAUGCCAACACAUCGAGGAACAGCUCUCCUGGAUCAUCAUCUCAGCAGAGCAAUGGUUGUUUGGCUCCUACCACCCAGGUUCAUCAGCAGACUGUGGUCGUCUCUGCUCCACUGGCCGCUCAGCCUGAUGGCCAUGCCAGUGACCUUGAGAGUGGUGGAGACACUGAAGAAGUCCUGGAGACCAGUCCUACUCCUCAGGGCACAUCCUGA